This is a messenger RNA of Bactrocera latifrons, 1800 nucleotides long. RefSeq lists its product as uncharacterized. Gene Ontology annotation, molecular function: lipid carrier activity. The coding region runs from base 267 to 1226 and encodes 319 amino acids. NCBI's taxonomy places the organism in Eukaryota, Metazoa, Arthropoda, Insecta, Diptera, Tephritidae. The record is from RefSeq and is a predicted model, not a curated record. Gene Ontology annotation, biological process: lipid transport. The transcript is spliced from 4 exons.
GAGAUGAGUUAUACAAAUUGUGUUUCUACUAAAUACGAAAACUUAGUAAACAAUAAAUUAACGGAUAAAACUUAAACCGAUUAUGACAAGGGACAUACAUUUGCUAAAUUAACCUUGGCAUUGUGUUAGUGUUAAGGCUUUCCCACAUUCGUUUACAUUAAAAUGUUAGUAAAUUCUCAUUUUAUGUGACAGCUUUAUUUUUUGUGGGUUGUGUACAUAGUGCGAAAAAGUUAUAUAAGGACUUGUAUUUGAUAUUGUAGAAGAUUAUGGCAACUUUUAAUUAUUCGACAAUUAUAGCAAGUAAAAUAACGCGAAACUUUUUAACGGCUAUUUUGAUUGUAUUAUAUACACAAAGAAGUAGCGCUAACCAAAAUCCAUUUCGUGAUCCAAGUAUUUGUGGAAAACCACAGUGUGAAACGCCAUUCAGAAAAUUUAAUUUUCAUGACAAUUUAUAUAAAUACGAAUAUAACGUAGACUUAAAUACAGAAUUUUCUGGUACAGGCAAUAAUGCGUCCAGCCUUUUCCUAAAAGCAACCGUCAUCAUAUAUUUUCCAAAGCCUUGUGAUGGCUUUUUACAAAUCACGGAUGUUAAACUUUUUGAUCAUGAGUGUAUAUCGAAGGAUGACGAAUUCAGUAAUAAUGCAAAUAGCAGAAACGAAAACUUCGAUGAAGAUGAUUAUUAUGGGGAAUUCACAGAUUCAAGAGGAUAUACUGAACCCAAUGAUAAUUUUAUUAAUAUGCAUCCAAAAAGUAUUGAGCUGGCAAAAGAUUUAAAACGACAUUUGUUACGUUUCUCUUUUAACGAUGGGCUUAUUUCGGAAAUAUGCCCAAACUUCCAAGAAUCCGUUUGGACUUUAAACUUGAAAAAAGGCAUCCUCUCCAUUUUUCAAAAUACAAUGCUGCGCUUUGAUGUCGAUUUCAAUACAACAGAAGUCGAUACAUCCGGAGAGUGCAAUGUGCAGUAUACAUUAAAAGAUGUGAAUAAUGUUUUUAUAAAGAUUCGAAAGACAAAAAAUAUGCAAACAUGUCAGAAGCGCUACUCAACUAAUUCUAUACUGCAGUCUACUCCAUACAGCUUUCGUGAUGACAAAGCUUUAUGGCCAAUAAUUGACUCUAUAAGUUACUGUGAUGACAAUUUGGUGUCAAUCUCAACCCCUACGUAUUUAGAUGAGGGGUUCGACAGAGUAAAGUUGAAGGGUUUAGCACGGGAAGUUGAAAUUGGGUGAUUUUAGUUUUACUUGUGAACAGCAUCAGUUCUGUUUAUUGGAGUUAACACAUAGUCCAUUGUUGUUAGCCCAUAGGUAUAACAUGCGUAGUGCUCUUUCCAUGUGAUUAAAGCUGUAUGUUUUAUUUUAAAAUAAAUCAUCGAGUAUCUUUGAAAAUUCACUAAACUCAAAACCUCGCCAAUAACUUAAAUGAAAUCCGAUCAGUUACGUACACGCAUAUAUGCUUGGUUUAUAAUUUCGUUAUUAUAUUUAAUAUAAGUAACAAUAAUAAAUAAAUUAAUAUGUAAGUUAACACAGCACUUCAGACAAUUCCCACCAUCGGUCAGCAACUCAGUACGAAACUCGAAACCCAGCAAUAGCUGACGUCGCAUCAGCAGUAUUAGCGGCUUCACAAGCGCAUCCGAUUAACUGCUGACUAUAGGGAACCUGACCCGGUACAAGCGUAGGUUUAAUUUAGACUUAAGGUAAAAAUUGUAUUCAGUCUUAAGACAGAAUUUUUGUAAUAAAGACGCGGACGCGGGUCCGCUAUCCUUUUUAAAAAUCAAAACCAAAAACUAAUGGUUUAAUUGGCGCC